Molecule: messenger RNA, 818 nt
Organism: Paramisgurnus dabryanus
Lineage: Eukaryota; Metazoa; Chordata; Actinopteri; Cypriniformes; Cobitidae
Source: RefSeq, a predicted model, not a curated record
AUGGUAAGGAGCAUCACAUUUCCUGCUGAUGUCAGAGUGCUGCUUUACGUGGGGCUUCUUGCCAACAGCUCCAAUCAGAUGUCUUCUGACUGUCACUGUGGGGUGGCUGGUGUCAGUAGCUCCUGGUACGUGGUUGAAUGGUGGCGGACUCGUGGUCUCCUCGCCCGGAGGGUGGCUGGUGACAGUAGCUGUGACAAAUACUGUGGCAGAUGGCUGUCCAGGAUAGCGGUGGUGGCUGACAGUAGCGAAUGCGACAGGCGUGGUACAGGCACUGAUUCGUGGCCUGCAGCUCAUCACUGCCAUCAUGGAUGGCAACAUUUUGGAAGGCAUUGCUACAAAUUCUUCUCUGAGUCAGUUAACUGGGUCAGAGCUGAGAAAAACUGUCAUUCUAUUGGUGGAAAUCUUGCAUCUGUGCACAAUACAGCGCAAAACAACUUUCUCCUGAGUAUUGUGCCUGCUAACAGACGCACUUGGAUUGGUGGCCAUGAUGGUGAAAUUGAUGGACAAUGGCUGUGGACUGAUGGAUCUCGAUUUGUCUUUACCCACUGGUGCUCCAGAGAACCUAACAAUGCUGGUAGACCUGAGAACUGCCUGGAGAUAAACCAUACCAAUAACCAUUGCUGGAAUGAUGAGUCCUGUACAUACACAAUGGGCUACAUUUGUGCCAAACCUCUGUGAUCAGGAAAAAUCUAUCUGUUUCAGAAAUAUUAUGAUUGUACUACAUGCCUAUACAUUUUUUUUCUCUAAUCUUAUCUUUUAAAUCUUUAAAAUAUCUCUGAAAUUAUCUUUAAACAUUACUGCACCUUUCUGAAAACUUC